CGCUGCAGUUACUACACUUCCUGGUUAGGAACCAAUGACGGUGUAAACACAAGGUCACGUGUUAAGCUCUUCUGCUCUACGACGUUCACAGUGUCGACGUGACGGGUGGAGAAAGGAUCACUAUGGGACGCCUGGACGGGAAAGUUAUUGUGCUGUCAGCCGCAGCGCAGGGAAUUGGACGUGCCUCUGCAAUAGCGUUUGCAAAGGAGGGAGCUCACGUCACAGCCACAGACAUCAAUGGAGAGAAGCUGAAGGAACUGGAUGGUAUUCCAGGGAUCAAGACCAAGGUGGUGGAUGUGACCAAGAGGGACCAAGUGGAAGCCCUGGCCAAGGAGCAUAACCAUGUAGAUGUGCUGUUCAAUAUAGCUGGGUUUGUGCACCAUGGCUCCAUCUUGGACUGUGAAGAGGCCGACUGGGACUUCACGAUGGACGUGAAUGUUAGGAGCAUGUAUCUUAUGUGCAAGGCUUUCCUGCCCAAGAUGUUGGCAAAGAAAUCAGGAAACAUUAUCAACAUGGCCUCUGUUGCAUCAAGCAUAAAAGGUGUUGUUAACCGGUGUGUCUACAGUACCUCUAAGGCUGCAGUAAUCGGGCUCACCAAAUCUAUCGCGGCUGAUUUCAUUGAUCAAGGCAUUCGCUGUAAUUGUGUUUGUCCUGGGACGGUUGAUACUCCAUCACUGAGAGGCAGGAUCCAGGCCCAACCUGACCCAGAACAGGCUUAUAAGGAUUUCAUGGCAAGGCAGAAAACUGGCAGGAUGUGCACAGCUGAAGAGGUGGCGUACCUGUGUGUAUACCUGGCUUCAGAUGAGUCAGCCUAUGUGACAGGGACGGAGCAAAUCAUCGAUGGAGGAUGGAGACUGUGAGAAACAUCAUGAUAUUGGUGGAAACACUUGUUUGCUUCAUGAAAUAAAUCUUGAAACACAA
Molecule: messenger RNA, 921 nt
Organism: Solea solea (common sole)
Lineage: Eukaryota; Metazoa; Chordata; Actinopteri; Pleuronectiformes; Soleidae
Gene: bdh2
Product: 3-hydroxybutyrate dehydrogenase, type 2
Exons: 10
Coding region: 123-860 (245 amino acids)
Biological process (GO): siderophore biosynthetic process
Cellular component (GO): cytoplasm
Molecular function (GO): 3-hydroxybutyrate dehydrogenase activity
Source: RefSeq, a predicted model, not a curated record